AUGAAAGAGAAAGACAAGAAAGCUGCAAAAAAGCAGAGCGAUGAGCUUGGUGUCCGGAUACAUUACACUCUUGAUGACUUUGAGAUAGGCAAGAAGUUGGGGAAGGGCAAGUUUGGUAAGGUGUACUGUGUCAAGGACAAGAAGACAGGGUUUGUGUGUGCUUUGAAAGUGAUGGAGAAGAAAGAGUUGAUCGGCUACAAGAUCGAGAAGCAGUUUAGAAGGGAGGUUGAGAUACAGUCGAACCUCAGACAUGAGAACGUGUUGAGGCUCUACGGCUACUUCCACGACGACCAAAGAGUGUACCUCAUAUUGGAGUACGUGAUAGGCGGCGAGCUCUACAAAAUGCUAAAGAUGAAGAAGAGGUUUAACGAUAUCAUGGCUUCGCACUACGUCUACCAGAUGGCUGAGGCACUAUCGUACUUGCACUCUAAAAACAUCAUACAUAGGGAUAUCAAGCCCGAGAAUAUCCUAUUGGGGUUCGAUAACAUCAUCAAGAUCAGUGACUUUGGCUGGAGUGUUCACUCACCAUCGUCAAAGAGAUCCACCAUGUGCGGAACCCUCGAUUACCUCCCACCUGAGAUGGUUGAGGCUAGGGACCACGACUACAAAGUUGAUGUGUGGGCUUUGGGUAUAUUGUGUUACGAGUUGCUUGUGGGACAACCCCCAUUUGAAGAGGAACUCAGGGAUACCACUUAUAGAAGAAUUGCGCGUGUUGAUUUGAAGAUUCCUGUCUUUGUUAGUGCCGAUGCUUCAGACUUGAUUAGAAAGUUAUUACAAUAUGAUCCUGAAAAGAGAUAUCCAUUGGAAGAGGUUAAGAACCAUCCAUGGAUAGUGAAGAAUAGACCAUUAUGGCCGCAGAGACGUGUUACUGGUUAA
Molecule: messenger RNA, 876 nt
Organism: Williopsis jadinii
Lineage: Eukaryota; Fungi; Ascomycota; Saccharomycetes; Phaffomycetales; Wickerhamomycetaceae
Gene: IPL1
Product: aurora kinase
Exons: 2
Coding region: 1-876 (291 amino acids)
Biological process (GO): protein phosphorylation; regulation of cytokinesis; mitotic spindle organization
Cellular component (GO): spindle microtubule; spindle midzone; spindle pole centrosome
Molecular function (GO): ATP binding; protein kinase activity
Source: RefSeq, a predicted model, not a curated record